AUGUCUGGAAUCUACAGGUGUCUAUUGGUGUCAGUUUAAACUGUUGAGAAUAUCUCUUCAGAUUAGGUGGUGGAAGUGGAUUCUUUGUUAAUGGAUUUAUAUUUGUGGAGUGAUCCUUGUGCUGAGAAGCAAACUGGUUUUUAGGUGGGUUUAAUUGCAUUAUCAAAGGUUUUCAUUUAGCAGUUAAACAAAAUUUAUUAAUAAAUUAUCUUAAGUAAUGAUAAACUGAGUAUGUUUACUAAUAAUAAGGGAUUAUUUUAAGAAACUCAAGAGUUAUGA
Paramecium tetraurelia is the source of this 279-nucleotide messenger RNA. RefSeq lists its product as uncharacterized. The transcript has a single exon. NCBI's taxonomy places the organism in Eukaryota, Ciliophora, Oligohymenophorea, Peniculida, Parameciidae. The record is from RefSeq and is a predicted model, not a curated record.